AUGACAGAUGCUAUUGAAGCAUUAGAAGAAUUAGGUACAUGUCUUGAAUCAAUUUGGCCAUAUGAUAUACCAAAUGUUAAUACACGUCCUAGUGAUCAAGCAUUUCAAAAAGCAAAAAAUCAUACAAUAAAUGAAGCACUUCGAAUUGAUAUUGAUUUAAAUGAAAUGAAAUCAUGUCUUGCACAAGGUUUUCCAUUUGGAUUUGGUAUUCAAUUAUUUAGUUCAUUUGAUAAUGCAAGCAAAACAGGAGUUGUACCAAUGCCAGAUCCAUCAGAUAGUAGUCGAGAAGCACAUGGAAGUCAUGCAAUGUUGGCUGUUGGUUAUAGUGAUCAAUCAAAAGCAUUUAUUGUUCGAAAUUCAUGGGGAGAAGAUUGGGGUGAUAAAGGAUAUUGUUAUAUUCCAUAUAAUUAUAUGACUAACCCAGAGUUUUGUUUCGAUGCAUGGACGAUUCGAAAAUUGAUGAAUGAUGAUUUUGGUCAAGAAAAUUGGUGUUUUGAUGAUUCUUAUAAUUAUCGUGAUGUUAAUCAUAAUAAUUAUUCUGAUGAUACGAAUGAUAAUGAUCAUGUUAUUGAAAAAUUAGAUGAAAAUGAUGAUACUGAAGGUUAUAAUAACAAUCAAGAUCUUUGGUGGAAUGAUAACAAUCAUGUAGGUGAUAAUUAUGAUUUUUCGUAUCAAUAUCAAACUGAUGAAACGAAUGAUUAUUCAAUAAAUGAUACUAAUUAUUAUGAUGAUAGAAGUCAAAAUAAUCAGGAUAGUUAUGUCAGCGAGGAUUGGAAUUCAGAUAGAAAUUAUUCAUAUCCACAAAAUAAUCAAUAUCGUAAUGAAAGAAAUUAUUAUGACGAUUUUUCGGAUUUUAAUUAA
Rotaria sordida is the source of this 861-nucleotide messenger RNA. The record is from the annotation of a GenBank genome assembly. NCBI's taxonomy places the organism in Eukaryota, Metazoa, Rotifera, Eurotatoria, Philodinida, Philodinidae.